CUUCCGUAUGCACGCCGCACUACAGCCGCCAAGCAGUGCGCUCGCAGGCGGCGCGGACGUGCGCAUGCAAAUGGCGCCGGCUGCGAGCACCCCUGCAGCGGCCGCCGCCGCGGUGGCGCUCCUCGUCCGUGCGGCGGAGACGCGUGCCGAGGAGAGCCACGCCGUCAUCGAGGCGCUGGUCGGGCUAGAGAAGACGAUGCGGGCCGAGGCCAAGGCGGACGCGAAGCUGGGCGGUGCGACGCUGGACGCUCUCGACGGCGCCUGGCGGCUUUGCUUCACGACGGGCACCGUGGACACGCAGAAGAAGAUUGGGAAGAUCAACUAUUUCCCGCUCAAGGCGGUCCAGACGUUUGACACCACCACCGAGCCGAUGGCCAUCACAAACGGCAUCUACGUCGGCGACGUCGCGCUGGUCCGAUUCUUCGGCCCGUUUGAGUUCAACGAGGGGACACGCAAGCUCACGUUCGACUUUGACGAGAUCUCGCUCCUCGGCCUGCGCAUCCCGCUGCCAAAGGGCGGCGCCGCCCAGAUCGGAGCGGCGUCCGGUUUGGGCUCGAAGUCUAAUGUCGCCCGCGCAAAGAGGGAGCUGCCUGCCUUCUUCAACUGGAUCUCGGCGAACGAGGACAUCGCGACGGCGCGCGGCGGCGGCGGCGGGCUUGCCCUCUGGCGACGCGACCUGGAAGCGCAGGAGAGGAUGAGGGAGUGAGUGUGCCGAGCGGGGCGCUGCUGGCGCUGCUAUGGGCCUGUCUGUCUGCUGCCUGUCUGUCUGUUGUCUGUGGUACGGGUG
This is a messenger RNA of Emiliania huxleyi CCMP1516, 787 nucleotides long. RefSeq lists its product as hypothetical. The record is from RefSeq and is a predicted model, not a curated record. The transcript has 2 exons. NCBI's taxonomy places the organism in Eukaryota, Haptophyta, Isochrysidales, Noelaerhabdaceae. Bases 71 to 706 code for a protein of 211 amino acids.